GGGUUGGGGUGUGGACAACACGUGAGACCUGAGUGAGAGCUCUGGGGAUGCCCUUCUGCUGAAGGAAGCCUGGCAGCAGGUGGGAUGGCCAUGCCACGCGGAGAGUCUGUGAAAUCUCAUCAGAUCAGGAAGACAACCAGAGCUUUGGUGAGAAACUCUCAGUGUGUCUGCCUGGACGAUUUGUCACAAGGAACAAUGCUGCCCCGAUGGGAACUGUCUUUUUACCUGUUUGCUUCACUAGGCUUCCACUUAUAUUCUUUCUAUGAAGUUUACAAAGCUUCCAGAGAACAUGAAGAGGAGCUGGAUCGACAGUUUGCCCUGGAGAUUGGCACUUUAUUUGGAGGAUUAAAGAAGGACCCGACCGACUUUGAGUGGAACUUCUGGAUGGAAUGGGGCAAACAGCGGCUGGUGCAGUUUCUGUUUGGCCACGUGGCUGUGUCUCAGCUGGCCAACAUGCUUGCAAGGAAGCACAGACCCUGGAUCCUGGGGGCUUAUGGAAUAUGGGCCUCCUGGUGUGUGCUGGGGGCCCACGGCACGGCCAUUAUUUUUCUCCACACCCUCAUCUCCUUCUGUGUAGCGCAGUUCCAGUCGCUGGUCCUCACAUGGCUCUGUUCUCUCCUCCUGCUCUCCACACUGAGGCUGCAAGAUGUGGAGGAAGUUAAGAGAGGCUGGUACCAGACAGAAAACGAGUACUACUUGCUGAAGUUCACGCUGACCGUGCGCUGCCUCUACUACACCAGCUUCAGCCUGGAGUUCUGCUGGCAGGAGAUGCCCACCGGGAGCAGCUUCUACUCCUUUCCCUGGCUGGUGGCCUAUGUCUUCUAUUACCCCGUCUUCCACAAUGGGCCCAUCCUCAGCUUCCCGGAGUUCAUCGCAAAGAUGCAGCAGCAAGAGGACUGCUCGCUGAAGUCCAACCUUUCCGCCUUUGCCGUGGGGCUGGCUCGCCUCCUCUGCUAUUGGUGGUUGGCUGAGCUGAUGGUUCACCUCAUGUACAUGCACGCUCUCUAUGGCAGUGCCUCCCUCCUGAGGGCUGUCUCUUGUUGGACCUUAGGAGGACUGGCGUUGGCCCACGUGCUCUUCUUCUAUCUGAAGUACUUGGUGCUCUUCGGUGUCCCAGCUCUGCUCAUGCGCCUGGAUGGACUCACGCCGCCGCCCCUACCUCGCUGUGUGAGCACCAUGUUCAGUUUCACUGGCAUGUGGAGGUAUUUUGAUGUUGGACUGCAUGAUUUCUUAAUCAGGGUGCUGCCAGGAGGCUGUGCUCCUAGCUCUCCAGAUUCUACCAACCCAAGGUAUGUGUACAUUCCAGUAGGCGGGUCCCAGCAUGGCCUGCUGGGGACACUGUUUUCCACCGCAGUGACGUUUGCGUUUGUGAGCUUCUGGCAUGGCGGCUAUGACUACCUCUGGUGCUGGGCGGCCCUCAACUGGCUGGGAGUCACCGUGGAGAACGCAGUCCAGAGGCUUGUGCAGACCCCGUGCGUCCAGGACAGCGUGGUCCAGUUCCUCUCCCCGCGAGCCCGCCGCCGAUUCCACGCCGCCCUGGCAUCCUGUUCCACCUCCAUGCUGAUCCUGUCCAACCUAGUGUUUCUCGGGGGCAGUCAAGUGGGGAAGAUCUACUGGAACAGGAUCUUCAUACAAGGCUGGCCGUAUGUGACCCUCUCUGCCCUGGGAUUCCUCUACUGCUACUCCCACGUGGGCAUCGCCUGGGCCCAGACCUACUCAGUGGACUAAUGCUGCCCAGCCUGCACCAGCCCUUCCUGCUGGCCUCCACGGCAAAUGGUGCUUCACCCUGACCUCGCACACCAGGAUGACCUCCAAGGAACCAGUGCUUCAUCUGCCCAUCUUUUGUUGAAGUUACCUCACUCCAAGACUGGAAGCUUGAGCUCUCAUAGAAAAUUGACAACCAGUGAGGCUUCUAACUUUGGGGACGCAGAGCUCAUCUCCCCCAGCCCCAUCAUUUUCCUGUUGAGUAAGCAGGGGUCCAGAGCAGUAUUAUCUUGCCCAGCUGCACAUGGUGACAUUGUGGUCUAGAACCCAGUCCCCGGGGGCCCUUCAGGUUCUUUCUCCUUUACCAAGAAUUAAAUGCAAUAGACAUUUGUCAAUUGGAGCACAGAAGUCCUGAUUAGUGAUAAGAGCUGUCCUCCACUGGCCCUAUUUCUGAAAUAUUUUGCUAACAUUUAAGUGACCUCUUCCCCAUGUCCUGCAGUGUGGUGUCUAGAGCCAGCACUGGGGUCUGAGCUUCCCACUUCAGCUCCCUAGCAGGGAGGAGACAAAGCCACAGUCAAGUUUCUAAUUGCCCAGUCAAAGAAGAUACAACCUGUCCUAUAGUGUUCCAAGGGGCCAGUACCUAAGGAGAUCUGUUAUUGGAACACCAUCACCAUGAUCGACAUUUGGAUGCUUGUUCCCUAGAUUUGCAGGGAAGUAUAAACAUGGCAGUUCCUCUACCAGAUAGUUAAUCUUCAUUUCUCAAUAAAGCAGCAAAAUUAAGAAACCAUGAGCUAGCACGUCCACAGACAGGUGCUAUCAGGCAAGUGACAAAGGGUAGGGAUGGUUUCCUGGGGUCUUUUCUCCUCUCCACACAAGGAAGCCCCCAGCUUCCUGCUUACUGGUGUACACUCAGUGGUUUACAUUGUUUUGUUUCAAAUAAAAUGGAGCCUUUUCUGUCACACUGAUAA
Messenger RNA from Callorhinus ursinus (northern fur seal), 2672 nucleotides. The record is from RefSeq and is a predicted model, not a curated record. NCBI's taxonomy places the organism in Eukaryota, Metazoa, Chordata, Mammalia, Carnivora, Otariidae.